AAGUCUAUGCUUGGCGAACGGUUGGGUCACGUCACUGUUACUGCAGAGGAGCCUUCACCACUCAUAUAUGUAUCCGGUCCAUUGGGAGCUUCGACCGACUGCGUUGUUAACAUAUCCAUUCAAGGGAGCGUGAUCGAUCCAGACCGCCUACGCACUAUGACCAUUGAGGUUCAUACCACAAUCCACUCAAAGACUUACUACUCGUCUAAGAGGAUGCCCUGUAUGCCAAGCAGACAUUUGCUAACUGAGCAGGGGCCAUACUUGUACGAGACUGUGGUGAACCUAGAAGUUCAAAAGCUUCGCGACUUCCAGUGGACAUUUUGGCCCUGGGCCGCCUCCCGCUCACUUGAAAAGCAAGAGGUGACCUGGCAGACGGUGAUCCGAAUACCCAUACGCCCUUCACAUCGAUUGUACCCUAGCUUCUGCAGUCAACUUAUAGCUCGGUCUUAUUCCAUUAAUCUUCGGAUCUGUUUCGGCGGCGCUUACAUCAGGAAGAUGGACCUCGAAGUCCCACUGCAAGUGGCCUAUCCACGUAUAUCCAAAUCUGCCUCGCAACCAGAGGACGGUAAUCUGGAAAGGUUGAUGGAAGAAGACGGGGUAUGCCUUUCAGAGAGCGGCAUCAUCCUCUCACCCAAUCACGUAGGUUCACUAGCUGCUGCAUGA
This is a messenger RNA of Ilyonectria robusta, 663 nucleotides long. RefSeq lists its product as uncharacterized. The record is from RefSeq and is a predicted model, not a curated record. The transcript is spliced from 2 exons. The annotation marks the transcript as partial. NCBI's taxonomy places the organism in Eukaryota, Fungi, Ascomycota, Sordariomycetes, Hypocreales, Nectriaceae.